AAAAAAGAAUAAAAAAUAAGCGAGGUAAGUGGAUUUAGGCCGUGGAAGACAAGGAUCGAGAAUUAAGAGUGGCGAGGGAGAAAACAGAGAAGCGGAAAAAGUGUAUGGAACUGCCAUUAAUGAGUUCUUUGUUUGUUUCCUCUCCAACACUUGCUUAUUAAGCUCCGUCACCCUCUGCGAUCUCACCCUUCAGACCAUAAUUCUCAACCUCCCAAAAUGGAUUUCGAGGACCAUGACGAAGCUCAGCUGGGGAUGCCCGGACCCACCUAUGAUCACUCGCCGUUCAACCCCUGCCGAGUCAAAAUGCCAACUCACACCGCCCAGGAAGACCCGCUGCCGCCGGCGGCCACUCCACCACCCACCGUCAACCGAAACAGCGCCAGGGGAAAGUACAAGGAGUGCCUCAAGAACCACGCCGUCGGAAUCGGCGGCCACGCGCUCGACGGCUGCGGCGAGUUCAUGGCGGCGGGCGCCGAGGGUACCCUGGAUGCCCUCAAAUGCGCUGCCUGCAACUGCCACCGCAACUUCCACCGGAAGGACCCGUCGGAGAGCUCCUUCCUAGUGCCCUUCCAGCAGCGCCGCCACCAGCCGCCGCCGCAGUUCGCGGCGGCCUACUACCGGGCCCCGGCGGGGUACUUGCAGGUGGCGGGGCCGCAUCGUGGAGGCCUUGCCACGCUGGCACUCCCGUCCACGUCAGGUGCGGGCGGUGGGGCCCAGAGCCCGAGGGAGGACCAGGAAGAUGUGUCGGACCCAAGUGGUGGUGGUAGCGGGUCCAACAAGAAGAGGUUCAGAACCAAGUUCACUCUGGAACAGAAAGACAAGAUGCUCGCUUUCGCUGAAAAACUGGGUUGGAGGAUUCAGAAGCACGACGAGAGUGUCGUGCAGGAGUUCUGUUCCCAAACUGGUGUUCCGCGUCACGUCCUCAAGGUUUGGAUGCAUAACAACAAGCACACCCUUGGUAAGAAGCCCUAGAACAAAUAUAAAUCAACACCCCCGUCUCUCUCUCUCUUUCUCUCUCUAUGUCCUACCCUUUCCCUCUCUCUCUCUAUAUAUCUAUAUCUACAUAUAUGUAUGUUCCUAUAUAUCUAGUUACCAUCACAACCACCAUUCCAAGCUGGAAGCUCAACGUUGAAGCUCGGAAAUUGCGUUGCUGAGUGUCUUACAAGUCCGCUAGCUCUAGCUCAUCAGGAUCAUAGUUCUUAGGGUUUUUGCUUUUCUUUUGGUUUCAACUUGUUUAAUUUUCUUAUGACAUUGGAGAAGGACGGGGGUAUUUUCCUUAUUCCCUUUGCAAAGUAUAUUAGUAAUUAAUGUUUUGAGUUACAUUCU
Molecule: messenger RNA, 1326 nt
Organism: Vigna unguiculata (cowpea)
Lineage: Eukaryota; Viridiplantae; Streptophyta; Magnoliopsida; Fabales; Fabaceae
Product: zinc-finger homeodomain protein 1-like
Biological process (GO): regulation of DNA-templated transcription; regulation of developmental process
Cellular component (GO): nucleus
Molecular function (GO): transcription cis-regulatory region binding; DNA-binding transcription factor activity
Source: RefSeq, a predicted model, not a curated record